AUGAAAAGAAAUAUUUAGUUACUUUGUGAUUUUGUUUCACUUAUUGAUAAGCAUCUUAACAAACACAAAUAUAUUAUUAAUAAUUCAAUUAUCGGUACACGUUUAAUUACUAGGACAUUUAUCUUAUGCGAAAAACUUUCGAGAAGUUUAAGGACAAUAGCGAUCUUUGUCGUUUCGGGAUUUUGAGAUAAGCAUUCAGGUAGAUCGUGAAUUUGAGAACUAUCCGGCGGGCAAGUUUGCACUACUCAGCUGUGUUAGUCGCUUCUCGCAAUUGCCAGGCUCUUGUUCUGGUGUGAACUUGUACUCGUGUUCCUUCCUGAAUUGUGUUACGGAUAAGAGAAAUUAAUAAACGUCAUAUAUUUUGUUUGUCGAGAAGCAAUUCUCGCUACAGAAUCCCAUAAGCUUAGCCGCUGGCUUCCCAAACACCGUCACGUUUCCUGUCAAAGAUAUGUCUGUGACAUAUGAACACGGCGUCUCGUUGAAUCUCACCAAGUCAGAAUUGGCUACAGCGCUGCAAUAUAUGCCCACGCAAGGCUAUAAGCCGUUACUGGAAAAAUGGCGUGAGUUCCAGAAAAUAUGGCAUACACCAAAGCGAAAAGAUUGGGACAUCGUGUUUACCAACGGUUCUAUGGACGCCUGCAGCAGAAUCUUCGACAUGAUGGUCGAUGAAAAUGAACCGAUAAUGUUGCAAUCGCCAACAUACGGUGGAGUAAUUGGAGCGCUACUGCCGUUGCUGCCGGAUAUUGUGGAGAUCACUCAAGAUGCCGAUGGGAUAAUUCCUGAACAAAUUGUUGAGGAAUGCGAGAGGAGACGUGCGAGUGAUAGACCGAUGCCAAAAUUACUCUACGUUAAUCCAAUGGCGAAUCCAACUGGCACUAUUUUGUCGGAGAGUCGACGAAGGAAAGUGUACGAAUUGGCGCAGAAAUACGAUUUCUUGAUAGUCGAAGACGAUGCCUAUUACUUCGUUCACUUUUUGGACAAACAGCCCAUGUCGUUUCUUUCUCUCGACACUGACGGUCGCGUGAUCAGACUCGACUCGUUCAGCAAGAUUGUAAGCUCUGGUCUUCGUAUGGGUGCUGUUACCGCGCACAAAAAGAUUGUGGACAAAAUUAUCAUUCACAUGGAAAAUUCUGUCCUGCACGCGUCGUCUAUGUCCCAAAUGCUUCUUUAUAAACUCUUUGAUAUUUGGGACAAACCCAAAUUCGAAACACAUUUCAAGAAUGUUCAAAGAUUCUACCGAGAACGACGUGACGUAAUGCUGACAUCGAUGGAAAAACACUUGACUGGUCUGGCAGAGUGGAAUGUGCCGCAAGGUGGCAUGUUUUUUUGGGUAAAAGUAACAGCGAUUGAUAACUCCAUGGAUUUAGUAGUUAAAGGAUGCAUUCCUAAGGGUGUUUUUAUUAUUCCUGGGAAUGCCUUCUGUUUUGAUUCUUCAAAGCCUAGCAAUUAUGUAAGAUUAAGCUAUAGUUACGCUACGGAGGAAGAUAUAGACAAGGGGCUAUUUAUACUGGCUCAAGUAAUACGCGAAGAAAUCGAGAAGAAAGCGAAGAAAGUUUAAUAAUUAAAAAAAUUAGUAUACGCACAUUAUCUACAGAACAAUUACUUCUUUUGAAUAAUUUAUUCUAUACGUUUCAUGAUUUGUGUUUUUAUACUUUUAUUAUAUUAUAAUAGUAACAAAAAGGAUUACAGUUAAAGACUGCGAUUAUCAAAUGCUGUCUAAUAUAUAUUUAAUUUGUAUCGAUCAGUAGCCUAUUCAAUCGUUUUCCUUGUUGGAAAACAUCAACAAUCAAAAAUUAAACUUUAUUUAGUCGAAAUUACAAUUUUUCUUAGCCGAGAUUCAAACCCGUUAAAUGCAACGAGCCUUCUCGCAGCAUCAUUAAGGGGAUGACGAACUCGAACAACGUCGAUAAUGCAGAGACGAUCGUUACUCACAUAAUCAUGCUAUCCUUUUCGUAUUUCUUGUAUAUACAGAAUUUAUAUGAA
Messenger RNA from Odontomachus brunneus, 1983 nucleotides. Its product is annotated as kynurenine/alpha-aminoadipate aminotransferase, mitochondrial-like. The record is from RefSeq and is a predicted model, not a curated record. The transcript is spliced from 8 exons. Bases 449 to 1558 code for a protein of 369 amino acids. NCBI's taxonomy places the organism in Eukaryota, Metazoa, Arthropoda, Insecta, Hymenoptera, Formicidae. Gene Ontology annotation, molecular function: L-kynurenine:2-oxoglutarate transaminase activity; pyridoxal phosphate binding. Gene Ontology annotation, biological process: biosynthetic process.